UAAUGUGUCACGUUGUAUACAUUUGUUUUCACAAAAAAAUUAGUUAAGAAUUAAAUACACUAUGAGACAAGUCUCUUCUAUAUAUACCCCCCGUGAAUGAUUCUCUUCUACAUCCAAAAAGAAAAAUGGAAAUGAAGAAUACAAUGAAUAGGAACCCUCAAAGUGAUGCACCAAUCAUAAAACCUCUAGAUCCUGAAGAAUUCAAGAGGCAAGGCUAUAUGAUGGUUGAUUUCCUUGCUGAUUAUAUUAGGAAUGUUAGCCAUUAUCCCGUUUUAAGUAAAGUAGAACCUGGUUAUCUUAAACAAAGAUUACCAACUUCUGCUCCAUGUGGUCCAGAACCCAUUGAAUCCAUACUUAAAGAUGUGCAAGAUCACAUCAUCCCUGGCCUCACACAUUGGCAAAGUCCUAAUUUUUAUGGCUACUUCCCUUCAAGUGGUAGCAUAGCAGGGUUUAUGGGUGAGAUGCUGAGCGCUGGACUCAAUGUGGUUGGAUUCAACUGGGUGUCAUCUCCAUCUGCCACUGAGCUUGAAAGCAUAGUCAUGGAUUGGCUUGGACAAGUGCUGAACCUCCCCAAAAGCUUUCUUUUCUGUGGUGAUCAUGGUGGUGGUGUGGUGUUGGGGACUACUUGUGAGGCCAUUUUGUGCACUUUGGUGGCUGCAAGGGAGAAAAAACUUUCCCAAGUCGGGAAGGAGAACAUAGGAAAACUUGUGGUGUAUGGCUCUGAUCAAACACACAGUGCACUUCAGAAGGCAGCACAAAUUGCAGGCAUCCAUCCAGCGAAUUUCCGGGUCAUCAAAACGAAGAGGUCGAAUUCGUUUGCUCUGUCUCCUGAUUCUCUUCUCUCCACCAUUCUUUUGGAUGUGGAGAGAGGGUUGAUUCCUUGUUUCCUAUGUGCCACUGUUGGCACUACUGCAAUAGCAACCAUUGAUCCUAUAGGGCCAUUGUGUAAUGUGGCCAAGGACUAUGGAAUUUGGGUCCAUGUUGAUGCUGCUUAUGCAGGUUCAGCUUGCAUUUGCCCUGAGUUUAGACAUUGCAUUGAUGGGGUUGAAGAGGUUAACUCCUUUAGCCUCAAUGCUCAUAAAUGGUUUUUGACCAAUUUGACAUGUUGUUGCCUUUGGGUGAAAGAUCACAUUGCCCUCACAAAAUCCUUGACAGUAAAUCCUCAAUUCUUGAGGAACAAAGCUUCUGAGUCAAAGCAAGUGAUUGACUACAAGGAUUGGCAGAUACCCUUGAGCAGGAAAUUCAAUGCCCUCAAACUAUGGCUUGUUCUUAGAAGCUAUGGUGUUGAGAACAUUAGGAACUUCCUGAGAAAUCAUGUGCAAAUGGCGAAAACCUUUGAAGGGCUAGUAAGGUUGGAUAAGAGGUUUGAGAUUGUUGUGCCACCAAAAUUCUCUUUGGUUUGCUUUAGGAUCGCCCCAUCAGCAAUAAUUGCUAAUGGACUUUCUAAAGGUGUUGAAGCUUGCUAUAAUGGGAAACUGGUGAAUGAUGAGUAUAUGGUGAAUGAAGUCAAUCGUAAAUUGCUUGAUUCUGUUAAUAGUUCUGGUGAUGCAUUCAUGACUCAUGGUGAGGUCGAAGGAGCUUUUAUGAUUAGAUGUGCUAUUGGUGGAACCUUAACAGAGGAACACCAUGUGAUCAUGGCAUGGAAGUUGGUGCAGGAGCAUGCCAAUUCUCUGUUAGGACUGUGACCAAAAGGCAGAUUUGAAGAUAAGAAGAUUCAAUGUCGUAGAAUUCAUCAAUGACAGAGAAGUAUGGUCAUAUCGCUAUCAAUGGUGAUGAGAUGACCAUUGGAAAUUAUUAGGAGUAAUUAUUACAAGUUAGUCUUUGUGAAAAUCUUUUAGCUUUAAAUACCAAUUUGUUCAAUGUAAUAAAUUUGAAAUUAUGUCAUGAAAUUUAGUGUAAUAUCCUACUUACCCACUACUCAUCAAAGUUAUAUUAGACGAGUUUUAAACAUGUUUUCAAUCA
Molecule: messenger RNA, 1962 nt
Organism: Glycine soja
Lineage: Eukaryota; Viridiplantae; Streptophyta; Magnoliopsida; Fabales; Fabaceae
Product: tyrosine decarboxylase 1-like
Exons: 2
Coding region: 126-1685 (519 amino acids)
Biological process (GO): amino acid metabolic process
Molecular function (GO): pyridoxal phosphate binding; carboxy-lyase activity
Source: RefSeq, a predicted model, not a curated record